GGGUCAGGGUGGAGGCUGUUUGGGGGGCAGCAUAAGAGCAGGCCACAUGAGAUUGGCUCUGAGGGCUGUUUUGGGAGGUUGAAGCUGCCUGGCACCUUGCAUGGACCCCACAGUCUCUGGCAAGCAGAGCCAGUGCAGCCUCUUCUCCUCAGUGUGGAUCUUGGCAUGGGAAACCCCUAAUAUUGUUAGAAUCUUGCUGGGCUGCUGGCAGCUGCAACCGUGCGAUACCAAGAGAUCCGGCAGCCUCCCUGUAUGCUGUGGCACGUCAUCGGUGUUUACAGAGUGCUAUGGUCCGCACAUCACCCCCCCAACCCAUACCAGCGCCCCCAAACCUGGCAAGGAGCUGCUGCCUCCCAGUCUGCCCGCUUCUUCCCCGCAUGCCUACUCAAAGUCUGCUGGGGGCAGGGGCCGCGCACGCACCAUAUUUUACCAGCACGAUUUCCUCCUUUGGCAACAGUGACGGGAGCGGGGGCGGAGAUGGGGGGAGCCCAGGGGAGACACAAAUGUGUGACUGCAUCAUCCUCGCUUUCAUCACUGUGUCCCUCGCGCCUCCUCACGGUUGCCUUAGCAACCUCCUAUUGAUAGGGGUAUUUAUAGAGGAGGCGAAUGCUGCUUGCAUGUUGGGAGCUGGCGGCAGGGGGGACCUGGAUGGGGUGGGCGUCUGCUGAGGUCAGCCUCCUCAGCUUCAGGCUUCUUUCAGCUUGUUUGGCUGAGCGGAGAGAGAACGGAUGUUACUCCUGUGUUGUCAGAGUGGGCGGUGGUCCAGCUUUCCUGCUCAUCUGAGGUGCUGGAGCUGGUGGAGGUGGUUAGGAAUUUGCACGUGGAAAUAGAACCGAGUAUCUGGGAUGUCCUCCUUUUUCACACACACCCAGGUUGGCACCUGUCAUGCUUCUAGGCUUGUGUAGACCAGGUUUAUUGUUGCACUGGAAUAAACAAUCUCUGAGCUCUAAUACUGGGCGCGUCAGCCCUCCUCUUUGGAAAAAAGUUAAAGAAAUCUUCCCAAACUGAUCAUCACUGUGCUCUUAUGCCUGAAAUACAUUGCCUGAUGAACCACAUGGGUUGUGGAGCCUGUGGCACUGACAAAUCGGGUCUUGAAUGUCCAGUGUUAUUUCUGUGACUCGAUACUGCUGUCUGUCAAAUGGGGGGAUGUGGUGCUUAUUGCCUGUAAUAACCUGUGGUACAAAGUUUUUGUGUUAUGGAAACUAUGGCAAGUUUUCCAUGUGGUGUAUUCUUUAAUCUUGUGGGCUUGGCUUUCUUAAUUAAAAACUGAUCACAGAAAAAGCAGGUCAGGUAAUCUCUGCUUAUAGAUGACACAGCCUGUGUGGGGGAGUGAGUGUCAACCUGGGAUGCACAGAUCCUGGAGCCCUGUGAAAAGCUCCUAGGGAUCCAUAAAAAUGACUUAGAGAAGCAAGAUCAGGUAUGCAAUUCCUUGUCAAAAGGAAAGUAAACAGCCUUUGAGUCUGGGCUGUGAGGCGCAGUAGAUGGCAGAUCUGAUUUAUGUAAUUCUGUUGUUCUGCUACUUUCCUCUGCUUCUGCUUGAAUUCCAGUCUGAGUUUUGCAAUCUGAGUUUCACAAACUGUUUUAAAGGGGUUGCUUUCUGGCUCUGGACGCUGCCUGCCACACAGCUCCAGGCUUGCCUGGCCUCUUGCCAUUCUUGGUGCAGGAAUCUCAGAAGCCAUAUGAAGCCUUGUUUUGGCAGGGAGAAGUUCUAGUUUUACUCAGAAGUGGGCUGUUGGUGAGGAUGAAUACUGCCUGUGUUGGUGGUGAUGCUUCAGCACCUCUGUGUGUCUGGAUUCUUGCCUUUUAAGAAAUUUGUUUCUAGCACUGCUGACCCAUUGAAUGGCUGUCACUGAUCUCACUUCAGGUGAGCUAAUUAAAGUGCUUUUGGGUUAAGACUGGAUAUCUGACCUGGAUGUUUUAGUUCCUGCUAUUACUAACUGCCUUUGCUCCUUCAUCCAGAAUAAAUCCUUGUAGGAGUUUGGCUGGUCCUGUCACCUGUGUCUUUUGACUGAGUUGUGUUUUUUGUCACAGAUGCCCUGCUGAAGGUGAGGAGAGCUGAGUUUGGCCAGGGUCUGAUCUGCAGGUGGUGUGUGGGAGUGGAGGAGAAGGGGGCUCGCUGCUCAUGUGUUUAGCUCAGCGUUAGAGCACAGUGAAAAGACAAAGUGCAAAAAAUGGGUAAGAAAUUCCUCCUAUGAGCAGAGAAGGAUAUACUCUGCUUCUGCAGAAAUACAUUUUCACUCUUACAGGUCUUAGUUUAGUUUAGUUUUUGAAGUGCAAAAGGUGAUGUUCCAGCAGAAAAGCUGCCUUCCGGGGUGUGCUGCCUUCCUGGGUGUGCAGGUGUGCAGCUCUUGCAUUGUUGCUGCUGCUCUGAACUUGGCCAAAUGUAUUUUAGAAGAGGUAUAUAUCCUUUUCUCUCCUGCUAUGUAGUAUGCUGUAUGCUUUAUGGCAGUGGAGGAAACAGUACAGCCAUGUUUUAUUGCAGCUUGUGGGUAGGAGUUGCAGAAGUGAGAACUGGUAUGACUGUGAGGUUGAUCUAAAACAAGAUGACUGCCUUACCUGUAUCCAUCAAUCUCUUUUGGGAGGGAAGAGUAGCAGACUGUUCCCAGCAGCUUCUGAUACACAGGCUGGAUCUCCUGAUGAGAUAUUGGGCUUCUCCUGAUCUCAGUUCUUCUUCCCUUUCUAGUUAGGAAGUCUGUCAGCAAUCUGGGCUUCUUGGGCAGGGACCUGGCCCUUGAUGGCCUAGCUGCUGUACAAGUACAGCAGAGAUGUGCCCAAAGCAGCUGAUGACAGCUGACAGGCCAGGCAAAGGAAGAAUGUGGUGCCAGACACUUUCUGCACUCAGCAGAGCAUCCCUGAUUGCUCUUCAUGUACAUCUCUCUGUUGGGUGGAGAUGUUUCACUGACUGUCUUAGGGAUGUCUUAACCAAGUGAAGGGAAGCCUCUUCCUUUUUGCCCUUUGUCCCAUGCUGGGUGUGUUGAAGUCUGUCUUUUGGGGAAGCUGACCCUGUCUGAGCAUCCUUGAUUUUUGUGGACUCAAAGUAAGCAAAGUGCCUGACAGGUUGCAAGGUUGGGCCUGAUUUUUCUUUCUGCCUUCCCUUCCUAGGAGGGCUGCAAAUAGGGAGUGAGGAGCAGAUAUCUUCUGGCUAGGCAAGUUGUUAAUCUGAGGACGCUGGAUUUUUGGAAGCAUUUUGGAAACAUGAACCACAAAAUCCAGUAACGGUGAAACAAAUUGUUGAAUGUCUCUCCUCCAGACCUCUCUCCUGUGUGUCAUGUGGGUACUCCUGUUACAGACCUGUCUCCUAUUGAGGGGGCUCUCAAGGUAGUUCUGGCCGUGUGCCCUGGAGAUGCAGCAUAGAUGGGCCAUGUCCAAACAGCUUCCUAAUGGGUGGUGGAAGGUUGCUGUCUCUUUCAGAGUGUGCUGAUGUGGGCUGUUCCCUGAGAGCUGAGGGUGCCCUGGGCAGCUUCGGGCUGUCCAGCCAUAUGUUGGGUGGGGAGGCUGAUUGAGCCCUUCGCUGUAUGAAGAGGUAGUGCUUGACUGAGAACAGUUCCAGUCCACCAGAUAGCACCCUGCUUUCUCCAUGGAUCUGACCCUGGGUGUUGGAGGGCUUGGGCUUCAGGGGCUGCUGGGCUGAAGUCUGAGCUGUCAGUGACUCUCCUGUUUUCUUCCCUGCAGGUAGGUGGGAGCCCCCAGUAGCCGAGUGAGGCAGCAUGGCAAUGUUCCUGGGGGCGAGGAAUGCCCACUCGCUCCUGAAGCGCUUUCCCCGAGCCAAUGGCUUCCUGGAGGAGAUACGACAGGGCACCAUUGAGCGGGAGUGCAUUGAGGAGGUCUGCAGUUAUGAGGAGGUCAAGGAAGUGUUCGAGAACAAAGAGAAGACGAUGGAGUUCUGGAAAGGCUACACCAACUCCGUCUACUCUGUCAAGGACCCCGGACACAGCACAGAGCGCUCAGACGCUAUGUAUGUGGUGGUCCCCCUCUUAGGAGUGGCUCUUCUGAUAGUCAUUGCCCUCUUCAUCAUCUGGAGGUGCCAGCUUCAAAAGGCCACCCGCCACCGCCCUUCCUAUGCCCAGAACCGCUACUUGGCCAGCCGAACAGGGCGCAGCCUCCCCAGAGUCAUGGUGUACCGGGAACGGUCGCAAAGCCAAGGGGAAACCCAGUAUCAGCGAGAAGCGAGCAACCGGGUGGUUGGAGACGGCAGAGCAGUGGGCACUCCCCAGCAAGAUGGCACCCUCUACCCACCAGAGCAUUCGGUCUCUGUCCUCUCCAGACUGUCCAGUGCCACCCCUCCACCUUCCUAUGAGGAGGUGACAGGGCACCCAGAGAGCAGCAGUGGUGAAGAGACCAGCAUCUCCUACAAUGACCCACCACCCAAGUAUGAAGAGAUCGUGGCCGCUGCCCCUGCUGCAGGCAAAUAGUGGGUCUGAUGCCUCUGUCCUGCCACUUCACACACUCUCACACUCACACCCACCCCUCGCCGUGCCUGGGACCCGCUUCCUGUGCCAAUCGAUACCCCAUCCCACUUGUACAAGCUGGUGCCAUCACAGAAUAGCCUUACCCUCCUUACCAAAAACAGCUGUCCCAAAGUGGGGUUGGGGAGGGAAUGGGGAUGGCUCUGGAGUCCAGCCGGACAUCUCCUUCCACCCGCUCCCCACUCACAUAAGUGCUGUAGCAGCCAGAGCAGAGUGGCAGCUUGUUACUGGCUCAAUGUGGGGGUCUCCCCAUGGUGCAUUUGAUUUCCUCACCUCCCCUUCAAACAGACAUAACAUUUCCCAUGAUUAAAACAGCCUUGCUGCCUCCCUGGGGCUCUGCAGACCCCUACCAUAUGGGCACACUGGCUCACAAGCCUGAAGGCACCCAUGGGUGUUGGGACAGAGGGGGUCUUUGGGAUUGUUCCUUUCCAUGCCCAAGUUGGCUGGGGCUGAUUCAUGAUGCGCUGAGACCUUAGUCUUCACCAGACCCUGUUUCACUGCUUGGGGCUCUGAUUAGGAGUUGGGGAUGCAGGAGGGAUACUCCAAAUUCCUCUCUGUUCUCAUAGUCAGUGUCCACACUUUGUGUUCAGAAGCGAAAGUUCCCUCCAUGUGUGGGUUACCUACCAGGUGACGGUGGGUAGCUCCGUCUAUCCUGUGAUGCCUGUGGAGAUAAUGUUUGUUUGGAGAACAGGGAGGAGCAGCUUGGGAAGUGUUUUGUGAUCUAGAACCCUUUUGAAAGGAGGGAAGGCCUGUGGUGAUCUCGUCCGUGAGGUAAGUCAUUCUGGAAUAGUGUCCCAGCAGUUCCUUCCCUGAUGGCCUCUGCUUUCCUGCUGCAGGGUGCCAAGUGGAGAGCGGGUGCAGAGCCCUCCAGGGUAUGACGGGAGCAGGGGGUCUGGCUGUGGUGGAACUGGCUUGUGAGAUCUUUUGACCUUGAGCCAAAGGUGAUCCUUUGGCUUUGAACAGAGGUGGGAUGUCUCCCACAGAGGUGUGAUGCAGUUACAGAGUGCCUGCCUGGCCUGGUCCCAUGCAGGCCUACGUCUCAGUUGUUCUCCCAGCAUUCAGCUGUGAACCACUGUCUCCUUCAGGCAGGAGAAUGUCGAUGGACCCUCUCUACCGGGAGCAGAUAAAACUGCCUCCUUCCCUACCCCAAACAUCUCUGUCCUGCCUGGCCCUCUCUUCAAUGCUUUUCAUCACACAGAGCAGGCAAGUUGUGGGACUUGCUGUGCUCCAAGACCCUCGGGUGCGCAGAAAGCUUGGUGGCCAUGGCCAUGGAGGGCCAGCUGCUGCUCCAUCUCAUGGCUGGUUGCAUAGCUGGGGGCACUAGAAGGAGUAGUGAGGGCAAUGAGGAUUGCAGUGGGACCCUGCUGUGUAGCUGAGCCCAGGCAGCCCCAACCUAGACUUGCAGCACAGGGAUUGUUCGUCAGACAGGUCGGGUAGUGCCUUUAGCUGCCAACCCAGCUGCUGUAUUGCAGCCUGGAAGGUGGGACAGGGUCUGUCCCCUUGGAGUCGGUGCUCUCUUGCUCCGACGCUGCCUCUAAUUUCCUCAUCUGUAAGAACAGACCCUGCUUGGGCCCUUGAUUUCAUCUUAUUGGAGGGGAGGGCAAAAACAUCUCGCAUAGGGAAAUAUUAGGGUGUGGAGAAGUUUUCUAGAUCUUAGAGGUCUGAGAGAUCCCUCUGUUGUCUGGGAACACAUGGGGAGAUCUCAUGCUGGUGCCCCUGGGAGAGCUGAAAAUGCAGUGCUCCCUCCUGGGCAGGUCCCUUGGGAGCAGGGGACAGGGCCUAGUAGGUUGUGCUGGGUUUCAGGACCACAGGCUAACGGGGUAAAACAAGGGCAGGUGUGCACGAACAGGGGACCCAUUAACCACAUGGUCUGCAACCUCCCUGCCCUGUCCUGCCUGGCCUGAGCCCAGGGCACCUCGACCCAUGGCUUUCACCUCCCCGGGGCAUCGCAAGGAGGUGAAGGGCUUACAGGAACUGAUGCUCUGGGCUGGCUUUUUGCCCUUCCUCUCCUUUCAAUCCCGUUCCCUGCAGGCAUGAGCCCCUGACUGGGGCAUGAGCCCUUGGCUUAGGGGGCAGACCCCAUGCGACUGCUGAGGGCCUAAGUGGAGCAUUUGGCCCCCCCACCCCACCCUUCUCAUCUCCUUUUGGCCACCCUGGGGCUUUUCCCUUGCUUUCCCAGUCUUCAGUGGAGAAAGGAAUGAGUCAGAGAGAAACAAAGAGACCUCACAACCCCGGAAAGCAGCAAAACCAGGAAGAGAAAUGACACAAAAUCAGAGCUGCCUCGAGAAACAGCUGCACAGGUGAGAACUGACCGAUCACGGCACGUCCUGGGCACCGGCAGCUGGGGACCCCCGUGGGAUGGGAGCAGGGUCAAGCCCUGGCACCUCUGAUUGGGUGGUUGCGGUGGCAAGGCAGGGCUCAGCCAGGCACUUUGCUAUGGGACAAGCGUGUCCCAUUUCCUGGAGCUGUGCCAAGAGGGCAGCCACUUGCAGAGUCCAAGCCAUGGGCCUGCCUUUCCCAGGUACAAUGCGUUAAAAAAGAGGUCCUGCUCACCACCCCCGGCCCAGGCUAGCCCAGAAACACUCAGCACUGCCACCCCUUGGGGGUUUACCCCAGCACCAAUCUCUCCACCAGCACCGAAAGGCCAUUGUAUGCCUGUGGCCUUGCACCCCACCGUCCCCCUUGGUCCCAGCAAUGCUCUUGCAGCAGGUCCGCUCAGCUCAGAGCCAAGGUUUACCCAGCGUGGCCAUUGCUGGGGCAGGACACAAGCUCUGUGGGGGUUGCAGCUGCCGGCACCUUGUCUGUCUCCUCCCAGGCCUUUACUUUGCCUCUCGGCCUUAGCAAACUAGGGUUAUGUGAAGACCUGACAAUGAGCGUCAGGGUCAGAGCCUGGAAAAGACCAGAGGGAGACAGAAGGGCGCUCUUCGAUCCUCUGUCUUUGAUGCUUGGUCGUUGUCCCUGCAGUUUGUAUUCUGUAAAACUUGGUAUAUUUCUGUGCAAAAAGUUAUUUAUUAAAAAACCCUCACUGUC
Messenger RNA from Struthio camelus australis, 7496 nucleotides. The record is from RefSeq and is a predicted model, not a curated record. NCBI's taxonomy places the organism in Eukaryota, Metazoa, Chordata, Aves, Struthioniformes, Struthionidae.